AUGUCACAUACAGAGGUAGCGCACACUGAUUCAAUCGAGACCGAGGAUGUCAAGAAAGACCAAGAGAAGAAGCAGAAAAGUCGGAGACCAGCAAACACUGCCUUUCGGCAGCAAAGACUAAAGGCAUGGCAACCUAUCCUCACACCCAAGACUGUCCUUCCGCUUUUCUUCGUAGUAGGCAUUAUUUUUGCGCCUAUAGGAGGAGUCUUGCUAUGGGCAAGUGCAAUGGUCCAGGAACUGAGAAUCGACUAUACCAAUUGUGGCACCGAUGCCAGCAGUGGAGGCACAAAUAUCGAUUUUUCGGACAUCCCUAGCGAAAAAUAUUCCUCCCAAUUCCGAAGCUCUACCGUCAACAACCCCCCUCAGUGGCGCCGGAACCGGACUGUGGCGACACCAGAAUAUGGUGUGGAGCAGCAGGAUACAAAUGUCUGCUCUCUUCGAUUCUCCGUCCCUAAUGAUAUCGGUCCUCCGGUCCUUCUAUACUACCGGCUGACCAACUUCUACCAAAACCAUCGAAGAUAUGUAAGGUCGUUGGAUACUGAUCAGUUAUUGGGGAGGGCAUUGGACAAUGCAACAAUCGCUGACAGCGCUUGUGAUCCCUUGACAUUGAACGAGACGUCCGGGAAAGCAUACUAUCCAUGUGGGCUCAUUGCCAAUUCCCUCUUCAACGAUACUAUCAGAACACCUACCCUAAUUACUGCACCUGGAACACCUGACGGCCGAGAGAUAUACCCAAUGACCAAUAAAGGCAUUUCGUGGAGCAGUGACCAUGAGUUGUACAGGGACACGUCAUACACAAGAGAUCAGGUCGAGCCACCACCAAACUGGAGAAAACGCUAUCCAGAUGGCUAUACAGAAGAGAAUGACAUUCCCAAUAUCUCACAGUACGAGGAGCUUCAGGUCUGGAUGAGAACGGCUGGACUGCCUACGUUCAGCAAACUUGCCUUGAGGAAUGACAAUGUGACCAUGAAGGCUGGUACAUAUGAGAUUCAAAUCUAUGAUUAUUUCCCUGUUCAUGUUUACGGCGGAACCAAAUCUAUCCUGCUCUCCACCCGCACCGUAAUGGGCGGCAAGAACCCAUUCCUUGGAAUUGCCUACUUGGUUGUGGGGGGUAUAUGUGUGGUGUUGGGGGUCUUGUUCACCGUUGCCCAUCUGGUCAAGCCAAGGAAACUGGGUGACCAUACCUAUCUCACUUGGAACAAUGAUAAUCCUACAACAGCGACUGCAACAGGAAGGGACAGUGGGCUAGGCACCAACGCGUGA
Messenger RNA from Endocarpon pusillum Z07020, 1263 nucleotides. Its product is annotated as Meiotically up-regulated gene 89 protein. NCBI's taxonomy places the organism in Eukaryota, Fungi, Ascomycota, Eurotiomycetes, Verrucariales, Verrucariaceae. The record is from RefSeq and is a predicted model, not a curated record. The transcript is spliced from 6 exons. Bases 1 to 1263 code for a protein of 420 amino acids. Gene Ontology annotation, cellular component: endoplasmic reticulum; Golgi apparatus; plasma membrane.